This is a messenger RNA of Leishmania braziliensis MHOM/BR/75/M2904, 762 nucleotides long. RefSeq lists its product as hypothetical. Bases 1 to 762 code for a protein of 253 amino acids. NCBI's taxonomy places the organism in Eukaryota, Euglenozoa, Kinetoplastea, Trypanosomatida, Trypanosomatidae. The record is from RefSeq and is a predicted model, not a curated record. The transcript has a single exon.
AUGGUGCGCCAACGCACCAACGCAGCGGCUGAGGGACGCGGCGCUAAAGCAACCCCCCCUCCGCAGAAGGGAGUGGAGUCACAGGCGCAGACGCCGGAGCUACCUCAGACCCAGCCCAACCCUGUGCAGCAACCCGACCAUGCGCAGCCAGAGGAGUCAUCGGAGGAAGAGGUGGUGGUAAUCACCACCGUCCAAGCCCCUGCCGUGGUCGAGGUGGAGUCGAUCCCUGAGCCGCCGGCGCCCGCCGCGCUAGUGAUUCCGCCGCACUACGUACUGGAAAUUGAGCGCGUCGUUUCCGUUAAGCUGCCGCCCCGUGUGACACAGACAGCAGAGACGCAGCGUGGCCUUUACAUGUUCUCAGCCCAGGCUGGCAAGCCCCCGACCCCUCCUCCGACGGCCCAGCAGCACGCUGUAUACCGCCCCGACACGGCGAACCUCGGCACGCGGCAGUGGUCUCUUGGCACCGACUCGCGCAUUCAGCAGCCCCCGCAGCAGCAGCAGGCUUGGCCUUCGGCUAGCCAGUUCGACUACUGGAACAACUCGGAGCGUGUACCGGCUUCCCGGCCGUUCAUUGGCACCCAGGCACAGGCGCCGUACAACUCUUACCCUUCCGCGGUGCCGUUCUCGCACCAGCGCACCUCAGGCAAUGCGUUUCCCGUUCGCUUCCGCUCCAGUGAGGUGCCCGAGUCGGCUCUGCGCCAGCAGUCUGCCGUUCCCUUCAACCGCGCUUCCCAGCCGACAAAUGGCGGCGGCGUGUGGUAG